This is a messenger RNA of Mucor velutinosus, 375 nucleotides long. It is a transcript of the gene nmt1, whose product is annotated as Glycylpeptide N-tetradecanoyltransferase. The record is from RefSeq and is a predicted model, not a curated record. Bases 1 to 375 code for a protein of 124 amino acids. Gene Ontology annotation, biological process: chaperone-mediated protein complex assembly; protein folding. The transcript has 5 exons. Gene Ontology annotation, molecular function: protein-folding chaperone binding. Lineage: Eukaryota; Fungi; Mucoromycota; Mucoromycetes; Mucorales; Mucoraceae. Gene Ontology annotation, cellular component: cytoplasm; prefoldin complex.
AUGAGCUCAUUAUCUGCUGUAGAAGCUAAACUCGAGGCUGAAUCAAAGGCUUUUCAAUUAUUACAAAAGGAACUUUCCCAAGUGAUCGAGUCAAGACAACGUUUAGAAUCGCAACAACAGGAAAACGAACUUGUCAACACUGAAUUUGAGCAUUUGGAUGAAGACAGCAAUAUUUAUAAACUUAUCGGCCCCGUCUUGGUCAAGCAAGAUAAGAGUGAAGCUGCUACCAAUGUCAAGAACAGACUUAAUUUGAUCUCGAGCGAAAUUAAACGUGUCGAGACUCAACUCAAUGAAUUAACACAAAAAUCAGAGGCCAAAAAACAAGAGAUUGGUCAAUUGCAAAUGCAAUAUCAACAAUUGGCAGCAAAGAAAUAA